Emiliania huxleyi CCMP1516 is the source of this 1401-nucleotide messenger RNA. RefSeq lists its product as hypothetical. The coding region runs from base 1 to 1401 and encodes 466 amino acids. The transcript has a single exon. The record is from RefSeq and is a predicted model, not a curated record. NCBI's taxonomy places the organism in Eukaryota, Haptophyta, Isochrysidales, Noelaerhabdaceae.
AUGAAAGGAUUCCGACGACCACCGCGCUGGCUGCCUCUGGUGACGCCCGUCGCGGCUCUGCUCGCCUCGGCCCCGCUUCCUCGCGUCGCCGAUCCGGAGCACGUCCAAUCUGUGUACCAGCGCCUCCUCGCUGCGAGCGAGCUGGUCGACGCCGGCACUGGCCGCGUCGUCCUUUCGAGCGCGGAUCUUGCGAGGGCCCGCGCCGACAUGCACCUGCAGCCGCGUUCCGAGGACGUUCCUGCCAAGCCUCCGGGCGCGUUUCUGCCAGCCGAGGUCUUGGCCGAGGACCCGGUCGAUGUGACGGAGCUGGUGCUGGACACGCUGCCGGAGGUGCUCGCGGUGCACCCUGCAUUCCUCUUCAUGGCCGAGCAGACGGUCGGCAACGACGCCUUUCACGAGAGCGUGUACUUUGGCACGGCGGUCCGCGACGAGCAUAGCCUCGCGUUUCCCGCUCUCUGCAGGCGUUUCGUCGCCAGCAUCUACCUGUUUGAGACCCUUCUUGCGCUCGGCGAUGGCUCGCACCGCGCACUUGCACACUGGUAUGAGUCGCUGUACCUGGAGGGCUCGACGGGCGAGCGGUCGCGCCCUUUCUCGGUGCGCGACGCGCUGAUGGGCUUCUUCCUCGCCCUAAAAGGCGAGUCCGUCCUCGCCUCCAUCAACGCAUUCGAGGAGCUGCGGCGGCUGGACCGGGCCGGCGAGGCGACGGGCGUGGCGCUGCGCUCGCUGAGCGACGUCCUCAACGCAAUCAUGCGGCUCAACAUCUGCGAGGCGGUCCUCUCCAACCUCUCCUUCGCCUUCUGGCCCGACAAUGCGCGUGCGGGGAUGGCCCUUCUGCUCGCGCCGCUCGGCGCCUUUCGCGCCGGCGGCCAGCAGGACCUCUCGCCAGAGUGGCUCCGGCUCUACCUGGCGUGGAACGCCAACUUCAUCUGGCCGUCGCACUAUUGCCCCGACAUGAUGUGCUUCACCAUGCUGGCCAUGCCGUCCUUGGCCCUGGGCCCGCCCGAGCAGUUCCAGUACCGCCGCGCACACACCCUUUUUUGGGUGGUACGCUCCACGCAGAUCACGCGGAGGAUGUGCGGCGCGGAGCGCGUCGCGCGCGCGGCGGCAUUCGGCGUCCCGGCGAGCGAGUUCGAACGGCCGCCCGCCGAGCAGCAGGUGCCCUGCUUCCACUGCCGCCAGCUGGAGCCUCGCUCGGACCGGCAGCCCCUCACAAGCAGGACGGCGAAGCUCACCCGUGCCGAGGGCGAGGUGCUGGCGCGCGCGUGUGGUGGGGACGUGGGGGAGGGGAGUGGCGUAUGGCGGCGCCUCGCGCUGGAGGUUGUGCCCGAGCAGAUCACCAGUCUCACUCGCGUCUACAGUCGAAUGCCCAAGCGGGGCCUCGCCAAGCUGAGGCUGUUGUGA